Molecule: messenger RNA, 627 nt
Organism: Lycium ferocissimum
Lineage: Eukaryota; Viridiplantae; Streptophyta; Magnoliopsida; Solanales; Solanaceae
Product: protein DELETION OF SUV3 SUPPRESSOR 1(I)-like
Exons: 3
Coding region: 166-390 (74 amino acids)
Biological process (GO): mRNA export from nucleus; proteasome assembly; double-strand break repair via homologous recombination
Cellular component (GO): proteasome complex; proteasome regulatory particle, lid subcomplex
Source: RefSeq, a predicted model, not a curated record
GACGCCGUUUGAAGAUUGCCACAUUCCCAAGAAAACCUCGCGGAUUUAUAUAGAUCCUUCCGCUGCCCAAAAAAAAAAAAAAAAAAAGUUUCAACAACUCAUUACAAAAUUAGCGACAGUAACAAAAUUAUUAAUCGUCCAUUUUCACAACAUACCUAAAUCAUAAUGGCAACGGAACAACCAAAACCUGCAACUGAAGACGUGAAAAUGGAUCUGUUUGAGGAUGAUGACGAAUUUGAAGAGUUUCGAAUUGAUCAAGAGUGGGAGACGAAAGAGGAAGGGAAAGAAGUUACUCAGCAAUGGGAAGAUGAUUGGGAUGAUGAUGAUGUCAAUGAUGACUUCUCUCUACAACUCAAAAGGGAAUUGGAAAGCAACACGGAGAAGAAAUAAUCAAAUCUGCACAGGGUUGUUUCUCUUACUCAAGAUUGGACCAUAGAUUUUCUGUUCGGUUCAGAUGUUUCCCAUUAUGUAGUACUCUUUGUUUCACCAAAUGCAAUGAACCUUACUAUUUACCCUUAAGCGUAUGUAUUGAUAAAUUUGGAUGCUCUAACUGGUCUGUAAUGCAGAUCUCUAUUAAUUUAGUUUGAGCACAAAGAAGUUGAGAUAUGCCAAAUGUUUAGACGUAAA